Messenger RNA from Puntigrus tetrazona (Sumatra barb), 3224 nucleotides. RefSeq names its product fat storage-inducing transmembrane protein 1. The transcript is spliced from 2 exons. Gene Ontology annotation, cellular component: endoplasmic reticulum membrane. Bases 739 to 1680 code for a protein of 313 amino acids. NCBI's taxonomy places the organism in Eukaryota, Metazoa, Chordata, Actinopteri, Cypriniformes, Cyprinidae. Gene Ontology annotation, biological process: lipid storage; lipid droplet organization; phospholipid biosynthetic process. The record is from RefSeq and is a predicted model, not a curated record.
GUAUGUUUUCUAUAUUGUAAUGUAAUGUUCUUAAGAAACUUCUUAACGAUAACAAAAAGGUUGUUACACUUUAGUAUAGAGACCCAUUCUCACUAUUAACUAGUUAUUUAUUAGCAUGCCUAUUAAUUAUACUUAAUGAUUUGUUAAUAGUGAGAAUUAAAAGUUUUAUAAUUGUCCUUAUUUUUUUUUUGUUGUGUGUGUUUUGGUAUAUAUGGUUUAUGAGUGCACAAAUGUGUAUAAUGACACGGGUACUACAACUUAAACAUGGCUUAUGAGGACACUUCCUGUGUAAAACAAAAGGGUUAAAAAUAACAUACUAAAUGUUUUAUGAAAGUUUUCUGUAAGGGGUAGGUUUAGGUAUAGGGUAAAAGAAAAUACAGUUUGUACAGUAUAAGAACCAUUAGGCCUAUGGAGAGUAAACCAUAAGUGUGUGUGUUGUGUAUGACCUUUUUUGCCAAAGUUUAUUUUAAUCCAGAUACAAAUGCUAAAUACGGUCAAAAACAUGUUGCUGUACUGCUUUAAAUCACACUCACACACACACACACGGAGCAAGCUGAUAAGAUGGGAAUGUUUGGAGCGGUUAGGGAGCAAACUGUUGUCAGGACUGUGAGAGAGUGAAUGAUGAGAAGUGUGACAUAAAGCAGCAGGUUGAUCUCAGCUGAGAAAACAAAAGUGAAGUCAGCGACCCUGCUGACAGAUGCUAGAACAAUCUCCUCUCUCUCCUUCCAUCUGUUGAACAUGCAGUGGAAGUUCUGCCCUCGGCAGACUGAGAUGGAUCUUUACGGACUAAAGGAGAUACUUCAUAAGAUCCGUAACUCCGUCAGCAAACUUCUGCACUGGGCUCUGGUGCACUUCACCGAUCUCACGGCUGGACUGCUGGCUCAUUUCUUGUUCAGACGCCAUUUUCACUUCCUGCUCUCUGUGCUGGUGAUGUUUGGACCCGUUCUGAGUCUCUGGGUCUCCAAGUACAGCAUAUUUGGCAACAAGAAUCACUACCUGUACAGGCUCUUCCUUCAUUCCUGCUGGGGCUGGACCUGUAUAUUAUGUGGCUCUUUCGUCUUUCUUCUCUCAUACUGCAUCAGUAACUCAUUCCUUCACUCGGCCCGUCACCUCUCUCGACUCACUGUGGCCGGGACGCUGUGGACGCUGUCCCGCCGUCUCCUCUCCUUCCUGGUGGACGCCUCCGGAAGCUGUUUCGCGCCUCUUCAAAGCCCCACAGAAGUCCACGGGACCCCCAGAGAGCUCCCGGAGUCUGACACAGGCCCUUUAUUACUGCUGAGAGGGGUGAGCGGUAAAGCGGCCUGCCUUAAUGCCGGCCUACGGUGGCAGGGAUGCGAGGUGUCCGAUGACAUCCUCGUUCUGAGUUUAUGCUGUUUGAUUCUCGCUGAAGAAAUGGGGGUCUUCGGGCCCUGCAUGGCUCUGGGGAAGCCCGUGGGGACGCCGCUGAGGAUAAUCUUCUUCUUGUGCGUGUUGUUGAUGAGUCUCUGGAUCUUCCUGAUUGUUUGCCUGCUAGCACACUUCCCGCUGUUCCCUUCCCAGCUGGUCGGAGGAGCUCUCGGGUAUCUGGGAUGGAAGGGCCUGUAUUAUGAGGGCUGGUACGUUUUAAAGCCCGGCUCGUGCUGUGUCGGAAGACCAAAAGCUAAUACUGCGUCAAAUGGGACGCGAACGUUAAGGAAAUGACAAAUUUAUAAAAAACGUACCGCUUUUAUGAAGAGGUGUUGGAGUCCAAAAAUAUACAUACCUUUAAUUAGAUACACAAAUUCAGGGUUGACCAAAGUCCACAGCUAUUUGAUUAAAAACACUUUAAAGCAGUUAUGUCGUGAAAUAUUAUCACAAUUUAAAAGAACUUUUUUACUAUUAUAUGUUUUUAAGUCAAAUUUAUUCCUGAUGGAUUCCUGAAACAAUUACAAACUUUUUUUUGUAACGUUAUGAAUUUCUUCCCUUUGUGUCUUUGCCAAAUAAAGUAAAUUUUUUAUUUUCAUACUUUUUACAGAUCCUAGACUCUUUGAACUUUUGAAACUAUAACAAUUAUAGUUAAUGUCAAAUUAAAGCAGUAUAAAUAAAUGCGCGUGGGUGAAAAACUAUAUAUAGUCUAUAUUUUCUGCUGCAAAUGAAUACAACUCUACCGAUGUUUGUUAAAAAGGAAAAUAAAUGACAUGAAUUUAUUUAACUUGGUAACACUUUCUAUGAAGUCUGUAUUUAUAGUUAUUAUAAGGGUAUUCUUAAGGCUUUAUAAUGAAUGCAUAAUGCAUUAUAAAUAUCUCUCUAAUAUGUUUUGUCAUCUCACUAAUAUUCAUAAGAACAGUUUUAAUGUGUUAUAUUUACUUAUUUGAGGUUAUAACUUUAAGAGUAUGAACAUUUAUAACAAUGAACACGAAUCAUCCACUUUAGUUACAAUGGAUUAUAUUUUGCAUAGUUAUAAUGCAUUAUAAGUCUCAUAUCUUGCCAUUUUACUUGUUACUUAAAUACAACUUAGAAGUAAUUAUAAUAACAAUAAAAAAAAAAAACAUUCUCAAACAGCCAUAAGAUCAGAUAUCAGAUCAGAUGAAUGUGUAAUAUGAUACAUUUGCUUUGAACAUUUUUUUAAUGAACAGUUUUAUUAUUUUGAUGACUAUAUGCUAACAAUUAAUUUUGAAGGUUCCUCAACAGACAUACUGAGUAUAGGAUACUUUGCAAGUAUGUGAACAUUGUCCCUACCCUACCUGAGUCUACUAAUACUCUUAGGUUUCUUCAAUCGAAAGUAUUAGCUAGCUCAUACUAGCCUCAAUAUCAGCCUCACUGGAAACACUCACAAGAUGUUGUAGGUACCGUGAGGAUCUUAAACAAUGUCAUAUGAUAUAAUCCAUUAUAAAAGUACACUUGUUCAUUGUGUUAUAAAUAAUUCAUAUAUAUAAUAAGUUAUAUAUUAUAUAUAUAAGUUAUAAUCAUAAAUUAGUAAAUCUUAUAAUGUAUUAUAAUUGUUUUUAUGAUUAUUCAUGAGAUGUUAUAUUAUAACGCAUUAUGCUUUAAUUAUAAUGUCUUAAAAAUGCCCUUAUAAUUCAUGAUAAAUACUGGCUUCAUUUUUCAUAUUUUAUUUGUGGAAACCACGAGUUGUCUUUUUUUCAGGAUUAUUUGAUGAAUAUAAAGUUUCUUCAAAACAGAAAUCUUUACUAAUGUCUGAAUUUAGGUUAUUUAUUUACCUUGCUGAAUUAAAGUAAUCAUUUCUGAUCUAAAAUGUUACCGAU